Molecule: messenger RNA, 1575 nt
Organism: Penicillium verhagenii
Lineage: Eukaryota; Fungi; Ascomycota; Eurotiomycetes; Eurotiales; Aspergillaceae
Product: carotenoid oxygenase family protein
Exons: 2
Biological process (GO): carotene catabolic process
Molecular function (GO): carotenoid dioxygenase activity
Source: RefSeq, a predicted model, not a curated record
CGACCAAGUCAAAUACCCCAAACACCCGUCUUCCAAACCUUCAAUCUUCCCAGCCGAAUAGAAGGCGACGUGUUUGAUCUCGAAGUAGAUGGCGAAAUCCCGCCGGAGAUCAACGGAACGUUCUUCAGAGUUCAGCCCGACCACCGAUUCCCGCCUCUGUUUGAAGAAGAUAUACACUUCAGCGGCGAUGGCAACGUAACGGCAAUUCGGAUUCAAAAUGGCCACGCAGACUUUAAACAAAGAUAUGCCAAGACCGAUAGAUUCAUCGCCGAAACAGAAGCCCGGAAAGCGCUCUUUGGGAAAUACCGAAAUCCCCACACUGAUUCCGACUCUGUGAAAGGCGUGAUUCGCACCGUGGCUAACACCAACAUCACAUUUUGGCGUGGAAUGCUACUUGCCUCUAAAGAAGAUGGGCCGCCGUAUGCUAUGGAUCCGGUUACGUUGGAGACGAUCGGAAGAUAUGAUUUUGAGGGACAGGUUCGAGCACCGACUUUUACUGCGCAUCCCAAGUUUGAUCCCAAGACUGGUGAAAUGGUUUGUUUUGGUUAUGAGGCUGGUGGUGAUGGUAAUGACGGUUCUUGCGAUAUUGUUGUUUAUACCAUUGAUGCGGAUGGCAAGAAGACUGAGGAAACGUGGUACAAGUCUCCGUUUUGUGGAAUGAUUCAUGAUUGCGGCAUUUCGGAAAACUAUCUUGUUCUUCCUCUGACCCCGUUGAAGUGCUCGGUUGAUCGCCUCAAGAACGGCGGCAAUCAUUGGGCGUGGGAUCCUACGGAGAGUCAGUGGUAUGGCGUCGUCCCGCGAAGAGGCGGGAAGCCUGAGGAUAUCAAAUGGUUCCGCGCUGAAAAUGCUUUCCACGGCCACGUAGCAGGCUGCUACGAGAACGACCAAGGACACAUCGUAUUCGACCUGACAGUAGCCGACGGCAACGUCUUCUUCUUCUUCCCACCAGAAAACGAGGACGCAAGCAACCUAGGCGCAAGAAACCGACUCGAAAGCGUCACCCACCGCUGGGUCUUCGAUCCAAGCCAAGACUCAGAAUCAUGGGUCAAGCCCGAGCGAGUCUGGAACACCAGCGGCGAGUUCUCCCGCAUCGACGACCGCUAUGUUACAAAGAAAUACAAUCAUUUCUGGCAAGCGAGAAUCGAUCCGUCGAGGGAGUAUGAUGCUGCGAAAUGCGGGUCUCCUGCGGGUGGACUAUUCAACUGUCUUGGUCAUUAUCGUUGGGACGACCAAUCCGAGGACGUCCUCUGGGCUGGUCCGCGAGCUACCUUCCAGGAGCCCACGUUUAUUCCUCGGGAAGGUGGGGGUGAGGGCGAGGGGUGGAUUAUUGCGCUGGUGAACCGGCUGGAUGUUCUUCGGAAUGAUGUGGUGAUCGUCGAUGCGGGGAAUCUUGCGGCUGGGCCCGUUGCAACAAUCCACCUGCCGUUUAAAUUGCGACUGGGAUUGCAUGGGAAUUUUGUUGAUCAUCGGGAUAUUGGGGAGUGGGAGCGGCGGAGAGCUCCUGGUGGGGAUCUUGGUCCUGUUGAGGCUGCGAAGGCACCCCUUGAUUGGCAACUAGCGUAUCUGAAGCAGUGA